AUGGUUACCGAGAAAACUGCAGUCGACACGAGAAUUUUCUCGGAAAAAAUGGUCGAACAAGUGGAAAUCCUCGUGCCGUUUCAUGGAAAAAGUGAGAAUGAUCCGUUGACAAAAUGUGUUGAGAUCCUCGUACAAGUGUUGGAUCGACUUGGAAAGAGUGCAAGCAUUGAUCCGAAAUUUGACGGCGGUGUUUUCGUCCAAGCGACUUGUGUUCAAGUGGUGAAUCUCUGGAAGCAACGAGGGAAAGAAUCGGAAAUCGCUUUCAAAGGAGUUCUAUCAAUCUUGGAGCUUUGUCUCACCCAAUGGUCUCAACAAUCGGCGCUCUUCGAAUCUCUCAUCAAUAUUCUCGGCUUUGGAUCGGUCGCGUUUUGGAGAGUUGCCGUUCCAUUCGUCUACGAUUCUGAUUUGACUUAUGGGACCCAGCACAGAGAUGGCUUGUUGUUCAGCUUGGCUCUCUAUGAUGUCAACAACAGCAAGAACAAAAUGAGAGAGCUUUACGCAGCUGUUCCGGGGGUCCGGCAAAGUAUGCUGGGAGUUCAUGCAAAGAGAUUUGGAGAGAAGUAUCAGCACAUGCAGGUGACAAGAAGUCGAACAAAUUCCCGUGUGAACUCAACUCAUGGAUCGACUGAAGAUCUUUUCAGCCUUGACUCAUCCGAAAAACUUGAUUCGUUGAACAAUGAUUUGCUAGACGACGCGGUUGUUUCGGCUUUUGUUGAAACACCAGCUCAGAAGCAAAGAGUGAUCAACGUCUCAAACGCUCCUCCAGUCUCGAUCAAUAGACGGAGCAGCGGUUGCUGGGAGAUCAAGCAAGGAUCUGGUGGCUUGGUGGCCUGCGUGGAUCCGGUGAUGUCUGUGGAUAAAGAAAAUAUUUGGCUCGCGAAUCUUGGAAUCAAUCCACAAGCUGAUGACUCUUCUGACGAGGAUCCUCCACCAAGCACCAAUUCACUGGGUCUUCCGUUGAUCAAACAAGCUCGAGCUGGUGAAAUCUUUCACGUUCUCGAGGAGAACUCAGCGAACAAGGCUGAAACGGAACAACAAGCUCAAGUCGAAAGAGAUAUGUCUUUGCUUUCCGUCCUUCAUGACUACAACAAGACAAACUAUCAGCUAAAUCCCGUAUUCGUAAAUCAAGAUGAUUAUAAUGCUUAUUAUGGAGGGAUUUCAAAUGGAAUCCUCUGGCCAGCUUUGCACAAUCUUCCUCAAUACAUUGCACAAGAUUACGAUGAUUUAAGGAUUCUUGAUGAGCAUUGGUGUUCGUAUGUUCGUGUCAACCUUCAAUUUGCUAUCAACGCAGCAAGAAAUAGUCGACCUCAGGACUUCAUUUGGAUUCAUGAUUAUCAUUUGAUGCUUGUUGGGCAAUUGAUGAGAUCACUGGAUUCGGAUUUGGAGGUCGCCUUCUUUCUACAUAUCCCAUUUCAACCACCAGAUGACUUUAUGACAAAAUAUCGAGCCGUCGCUGAACCAAUUCUUCGAGCGAUUUUGAGAUUUAAAAAGGUGGGAUUUCAAACGGAUCGUGAUCGUCGUAAAUACAUCAGCCUUGUCGAGAAGCAUAUCCCAAGAGCUCGGAUUCAAUAUGAAGAGACGGUUGACAUUUUCACCGUCAACUAUGAGGCAAACGCUGCCUGUUCCCUCGGAGUUUUCCCCGUUUCAAUCAAAAAUGAGGAUUUUCUUGGCAUUGCCACUCAAGAUCAAACAAAAAUCCUUUCAAUGGAUAUUCGGAAAGAAAUUCUUUCAAAUUCUUUCGAUGGCGGUCGAUUCUUUUUCUCCGUUGAGCGCUUUGAUUACACAAAAGGAAUCAAAGAAAAGCUGACUGCUUGGAGGAGAUAUUUUGAAAAAUAUCCGGAUCGAAUCGGUAAAGAUGUUCUUUUGCAAAUUGCUGUUACGAAUCGAAGAUCGGUCGACUCGUAUCGAAAAUAUCAAGAUGCUUGUUUGGACAUAGCAAAUGCAGUAAAUGCGGAAAUCAAGGAUGAGAAAAAUCCAAAAUGGAAGCCAUUGAUCUUUAAUACGGAUGGACUUCCAAGAGCCAAACUAAUUGCGCAUUACUUGGCUAUGGACAUCGGUGUUGUCACUCCGUCUAAAGAUGGAAUGAAUCUCGUGGCAAAGGAAAUGUUGAUCUGUAAUCCGGAAGCUGGACUGAUUCUCUCAUCAGGUGCUGGCACUGAUGUCCAACUCGGUAGCGCUGGUUUCUAUACAGAAGAAGAGCGGUGCUAUCAUCGAGUUGCUGACAUUGGAAAUGUUGAAGAGUUUGCUGAUGCUUUCUAUUCGGCGGCAAUGGAAGAACAAGAUGAGAAAGUGGCAAAUGGAAGUCGAUUGAGCAAUUUCUUGAAAAGCCAUGAUAUCGAUGAGUGGAGCACAGCCUUUUUGGAUCCGUCAUGGACACAUGAAGUGAUCAGAAUGACUACGGUGUCUCAACUCUCUGAUUUCUUUGUUCUCAUGGAGAAAACAGCACAAGUUCGACGCCAGAUCGUUGAAAGUGUCAUGAAGGGACUUCCCAUUCGACAACAUGCUCAACUUUCGCUAGAAAAUGCAAAGAACUCGCUCGAAAACUCUUGCAAAUAUGGAACCACUCAAAUGACACUGAAGACAGAUGAUGAUGAUGGCCAACAACUCGACAUAACUUUUGCAAUUCACGAUGAACUUUCUGAGCUGCACAAGGAUAUCGCAUUUUUGCAGUUUGUGCAAAGCGAUGACAUGCAUAAUGUCGAGAAUUUUGUUGAGACUUUGAGCGGUUUCCAUCCCGAUGGGCCAGCGAUUUUCCAAGAAGAGGUGGCUCAGGCUUGCGCUCUUUUAAAUGAAGGAGAUCAUUUCCAACAUUUCUUUACCGAUCGAGACGGUACUCUCAAGAGUUAUUCUUGUACUUAUCCAACAAGUGUCCAACCUGCCUACUCGGCUGUCAUUCAGGCUCAAUUCGCGAGAAAAUGUGCUCAAGUUUGUGCAAUUGUGACAACAAGUCCGCUUGUUCACAUCGGAAUCUUGAACAUGAUCACAUUACCUGAAGGUUAUUAUGCUUAUGGAGCGUCGGCUGGCCGGGAAUGGUAUAUCAAUCCGGCUUUGCAAUUUAAAGAUGACAGCUUAAGCGAUGAGGAUUUGAAUUUGUUGAAUCAAGCUUUUGAAAAGGUGGAAGAUCUUUUGGCAAAGCCACAAUUCCGAAAUUUCACUUGGAUUGGUUCGGGUCUUCAAAAACAUUAUGGGCAUAUUACAAUCGCUCGGCAAAACCAAGAGAAGAGCAUGCAAAAAGCGCUUGGAAAUAUGUUGUUUAACGAAGUGUCAGAAAUUGUAAACGACGUGGAUCCUGCUGGGAAAAAUUUAGUGCUAAAAGACGGAGAAUUUGAGAUGAAAAUCUACGCAAAAACAUUUGAUAGCGAGAACAUCAAUGGUAAAAUCUUUAACAAAGGAAAUGGAGUGAGAUUGCUGAAGAAAAAGCUCAAUUUGAAGUUGACAAUAGGCAACAUUCUCGUCUGUGGAGACUCCGAGAAUGACUUGCCAAUGUUGGAAGUAUGUCUUGAACAUGCAAAAGAGAAAGUGUUCACAAUUUGGGUGACACGAGACGAGAAAUUGAGACAAAAGGUCAUCUCACUCUGUCUUCAAUACGGAAAUUCGCAUGUGGCUUUCGUUUCGUGUCCGGGGGUUCUCCUUGGCGCAAUGGCUCAAGCCACAGUUCGGGUAUUUAAUCUUCGACCGGAUAGA
Mesorhabditis belari is the source of this 3684-nucleotide messenger RNA. The record is from the annotation of a GenBank genome assembly. Lineage: Eukaryota; Metazoa; Nematoda; Chromadorea; Rhabditida; Rhabditidae.